AUGGCUGACCACCAAGAUGCAGCCACUAUCUCCUCUUCGGGUACAGCUCCCGUAGUUUGGAGCAACAGUAUCGACAACAACGGUCAAAGUCCUCUCCGCGAACUAUCUCGGGGCCUCUACGCUCCUGCCCUCGAUGGCGGCGACCUGCCGGAUGACUCCUUGUCCGCGACCAUCCGUCGCUUGAUGUCCCCUCCCCAAGGUCUCUAUAGUGCCGACGGGCGAAGUGUUACGCUUUACAUCAACUGGGCAGUUGGAGUUGUCGGAGUUGAGCGCUUCGAGCCUACGCCGCUCGCCCGUCGUCUUUCCCUCCGACAAGAUGAUGCUCUUCGAGAGCGCGGAGUCAGUCUGGGACUUUCUAAGGAGAUCCUAGAAUGGCUUCGUCAGGGCGAGGAGAUGUUGACAUUGCCGGCGAGUCAUUUCACCUAG
Messenger RNA from Dothidotthia symphoricarpi CBS 119687, 426 nucleotides. RefSeq lists its product as uncharacterized. The record is from RefSeq and is a predicted model, not a curated record. NCBI's taxonomy places the organism in Eukaryota, Fungi, Ascomycota, Dothideomycetes, Pleosporales, Dothidotthiaceae. The transcript has 2 exons. Bases 1 to 426 code for a protein of 141 amino acids.